AUGUCCAAGGGAGCAAGGAGAAGUCGCUCUGUGCCGGAGAGUUGCGAGUCCUCAUCCGCGGAAGCGGAGGCUGGACAGCGGAGCCGCAGCCGCUGGACGUCAAGGCGAUCCAGCGACGUUUCCGAGGACGAGCGGAGGGCGGUGGCGGCGGCGUACGGCAAAGCGCACGGCACGGAAGCCGCGGCGGCGAAGACUCGGCUGGUGCCGUUCUUCGCUUCAUCUUCUGCCGCCGCCAGCGCCGGUGGUGCCGCUGAAAUUCGGGAAACGUUCGGUGCGGGACCGGCUGAGCUGUCCGGGGCGCUGACCUACACCGCCGCCGAAAGUAGCGCCGUUGCCGCCGCCGCAGCUGCCGCAGCCGCGGCUCGCCGACCCGCGCUGCUGGCGCAUUCAGCGGAAGGUUGCGUUGCAUCGACUCUGCAGCUCUCCCCACCUCGGCUAGAUGUGCUGCGGGACCGCGUCCCGCGGCCGUCCCGUUUGGCGGCUGCAGGCAGCACAGCGCCGCCGCCGGCUGCUGCGGAAUCAUCACCGCCUCAUGACUUGUACGACAGGAACUACUAUAGCAGUACGGCUGGGAGGUGUCUCGACAUCUGGCAUCAGGCUCUGGCGCCGCGGUCAACAGCUCAGCACGAGACCAACGACCUGCCGGAUCAACAUUUAGUAGUGAUGGGUUCGUCGUCGUCGGCGGGUACGGCACCGAUGGCCCCGCCGCCGCCCCUGUCGCCGUCAUCUUGGCGCCGUACCUCCGACACAGCGAACGUGGACGAGAGUACGGCCGGUGUUGCUGGAAGAUUGCAUUACGGCAACCGCGGCGUGAUUCACAGGGGUCACAGCCGACGGCCACAUCGGCAUGGCGGUGGCGGCAGCGCCGUCGCUGUCGCCGCCAUGUACGUGCCAGAACGCCAGAGACCGGUCACUUCUAUGCAGCCGCCGCCGGCGCCGCCGCUGCCUUCUGGUGCCUACGACGACGGGCUGGUUAGGAUGCAGUCUGACAUAGGGCCCAGCUGCCCCGACCUAAGGGAUUGUCGCCACGCCAGCUGGGGCUCGAGUAACUCCCUGGACGCCCUGAUGCCGUCCAGUACCGUUGAACCCACCAUCACCAUUCCGGCCGCUACCAGGACAUCCACACCCACCGCCGGCUUGUGUGUGCCACCGCCGGCCCCGCCGGGUCCCACCGCACAGCCGGGCAGGGGACAGGGCUCCCCGGGUGCUGCGCAUGCGCAUGUACAUUCGGACCCUGCGGGCUUAGGGUCAGUAUCCCUGGCUGGGGCUGGGGGCGACGCGGGGGGUGUCGUACAGGCUCAGUACGGCGGCGGUACCGGGAGCGCCGCAGGUGUCCGCUGCGAUGACGGGGAAGAGGAGGACCAAGAGGAGCUGUCGCUGCCGCCUUUGGCCAUGGCGCGGUCCUGGAGCUGCGAGAACUUGGCUGGGGGGCCCAGCACGUGGGCGGACUGUCGUACAGCGGUAGAUGAGCCGGGGCCCCCUCUGCAGCCUUCCUCUCCUUUGCGAUCAUUGGCCUCUUUAGCGCAGCCUCAGUCGCCACAGCCGCUGUCGUCGGCCGAGAGGAUAUCUGUGGUGGUGGUGGUGGCGGCGAGCCUGCAGACUCAGAGCAGCCAAGAAGAUACGGGGAAGGACUCCACUCGAGGCGCAAGGCAGGAACAGGCUCAAGGUCAAGCCCACUGUCAAGGUCAGGGCCAGGCGCCUUUGCCGCCGCUGCCGCCGUUGCCGCCAGCGCCUGCAGCGGCAACGGGGCCACAGCAGCAGCAACGAGUUAGGCACUGGCUCGAUCAGGAUUCAAGCCAAAGCCUGAAUCCGGAUCCAGAAAAAAAUCUGGAUCCCGACGCCCAGCUGGAUUUGCUGCUACAGCAGCUGAUCAGGGCGGCGGCGCCAGCAGGAUACGGUCGCUCCGACACCCAAGAUCCUCCGUACGUUUCCAAUCGAGGUCGUUCGGGGCGCGCUCCGGCGGGUCCACCGUCGCAGCAACAGGCGCGCUUGCCGGCCGUCGCCAACGCCGCCGCCAUUGCUGCCGCCGCCAGCGUUCAAGGAAGUGUCGUACGGUGCACGUCAGAUUGGACGACGGAGCAGUCGGCGACGUUGGCGAUGGCAACGGCGGCGGCGGAGGAGGAGGCCGAGGCGGCGGCGGAGCAGGCGGAAGGUCAGAUUUUUCGGACAUCCAAAUUCCUCCCAACGCCGCCUCCGGGGUCCAUAUUUGCCAGCGCAGGCAGGCGGGGGCUUGAAGCCUGGGCCAACGCCGCAGCGGCGCUGGGCCCCGGCGGGCCGCCGCCGCCGCCGUACUGGGCACGCCGCCGCCCAUUAGUGACGUCACCAACGAGGCACCGCAACAGUGGUGGCGGCGGUGGCGGCCGCUUGUCCAGCUCAGCGUCCAAUAUGAUGGCCCCGCGGCCACAGCUGGGCUGGCAGGUCCGGCCGGGCGCUGCCGAAAUGUGGAGAAGUGACGGCGGCGGCGGCGGCCGUACAUCUGCUACCAGUAACGUACUUGCGGCGCCGCUUCACGGCGCCUUCGCGGCGCACCCGACGGGGUAUCUUGGGAAGACCGCUGUCCAUGGGGCCCGUACGCAGCUCUUUGAGAAUUGGGGCGCGACGGCGGCGGCGGCGGCGGUGGCGACAGCUGCGAUUAGCAGCGGCGGCGGGCGUGGGACGAUCGGUGAACCUGACGAUGAUGACGAGACGAGCUGUCGAAUUAGGCAGCUGGCGGCGCGGCGGCGGAGCCGCGCCGGUACAGCGGGCGCUUCUGGAACUUGCACCUCCGCCUCCGCCAUCGUCUCCGCGUCUGCCGCGGCUUUGGCGAUGGCUGCUGACGCCGCCCCAUCGGCGGCCGCUGUGGCGGACCGCCGUCGCCGGCUCUCGGAGUCCGGCAUGGGCUCACGUUCAGGUGGUUGGGGUUUCGGCGCAGGCGCCGCUCCUGUUGCGUACGGUAGUGGCAAUGCUGACGUCACCACCAAGGCGCGCGGCAUGUCGAACAGCACCAACGGCGUCGGUGGCAGCGGACGAGACGCAAUCGUACGAUACGCGCUGUCGGAGCUGUCGAAGCUCGAGGCGCUGAUCCGCGUGUCGAACAUGACGCCCGACGACGCAGCUGCUGUACAACAGGUAGUCCUAACGGAACUGUUGGAGCGCAUCAACAAUUCUUCUACCACUGCCGCUACUGCCGCUCCUGCGGCGGCGGCGGCGGCGGACGGUACGACGCUUGGCGAGAACAGAGGAGAAGUCGGUCGUGGUGGCGGCGGCCGAAGCCGACCGGGUGGAGGUGGCGGAGGUGGAGGUGGCGGAGGUGGAGGCGGAGGUGUAUCUGAAGUAACCCCCAGCAGUGUCGUGGCGGACAUGUGGAGCGUGUUGAGCCUCUGCUUCGACGGCGCUGGUCCGCCUCUGUCACCCUCCGGGGAGUUUGGUCACCACCAUCAUCAGCGGCAGGAACAGCAGCAGAAGCAGCAGGAGCGUGGAGGAGGGGGUAAAGGGGGCGGGAUGCAGCCCGAACAGCCCCCGAAGGAGCUGCUGCAGCAGCAAGGGGUCCAGCAACAGCAGCAGCAGCUGCAGCUGCAGCGGCGGCGGCGGCGGCCGCAAUCCGUAUCGCGAUCCGAGCCAGGUAUCGGUCUGGAGCUGUCCCGUAGCGCACCCCUGCAUGCUAGAGAAACCGGCUUCCUCGGCAACGUGUACGGCAGUAGUCAUGGCCAUGCACAGGACGAGGCGGGCGCAGUUCUGGCGGCGGCGCCGCUUGGUGCGGCGGGGAGUAUGCCGUACAGCUUUGGCUGCAAUAGCAGUAGCUGCAGCGACGAUGGCAGCGGCGGUGGUCAACGGCGCUGCGGCCGGUUCCCGCCCCCGGAUCGCCCGCGGCCAGCGGCGGGGCCGUCGGCGGCGGACUCCGGCACCGACGGAUACGGCGGCGGCGGCGGCGGCGGUGGCAAUCGCCGCGGCGGUGCGUACGGAUGGCGCUCCGGGACAAGUGGCGGAGGCGGAAGCAGCAUCUUCGGAUCGUGCGACAAUCAGUUCGAUAUGCUGGACAAAUGGCUGGACCAGGUGGUUACGCUGCAUCUGUCAGCGGAAACAUCAUCCUCUGUGACGGAACCGGCGGCGGCGCUGGCGGCGUUGGCGUUGGCGGCAGCACCUGCCGGCACCACCACAGUCGGCACCACCACUGCCAGAUCUGGCGGCGGCGGCGACGGACACAGCAGCGAGUUGCGUGCCGUACAUGCCAACACCUCCACGGUGCCGUCGCGCCUCGCCGGCGUGGGCAUCACAGAUCUCGCUGUGGCCGAUGAGCCGCCACAGACAUUACCAUCAACGCUUCAACUCAACCAUCAACAGCUUUCGCCGCGACCACCAGCACCACCACCAGCACCACCGCCACCGCCCGCGCCAACGGCGGCACCAACGGCGGCAGCGACCCAACCUCGGGAGGAUGUCGUACCGUCGUCCUUAUCAGGGCAGACACAGCUGUACGGCAGCGGCGUCUCCAUUCCAUGCAGCCCGGGUACCUUUGCAGUUUACAGCCAUUUCUACAACCAACGAAAUCUGGUCGCUAUGGCUCUCGAGCCGGCCGCUCCGCCCGCUGCGGCAGCAGGCGUUGUUAUAUCUCCAAGCAAGCGGCGGCGGCGGCGGCCCAGGCGGCAGCCUCGGUACGGCAUGCAGGUAUGCGGUAGUAGCGACGGCAGCGGCUUGUGCGAAGACGUUGAUUCGUCGGACCGUUGGGGCCAGGAAGAGGAUGACGGCGCCGCUGGUGUCCGAGGCGGCAAAGACGCAGAGCCGCCGCCGCCCAAGUUGCCUGCCACUCUUCUAGAGCAAAACUGCGGGAGAGCUACGGUGCAGGAGACGGCCGUACAAACCGCUGCAGAAGCGGGACCGGGGCAUAUCCGUACAGAACAGACGCAAGCGACGGAGCCGAAGGCUGUAGCGCCGGUGCCGCUGCAGCCUUCGCCGCCGCCGUCGCCGCCAACUGCGAUAAGACCGCGGCCACCGCCUUCACCUCCAGGCCCUCCGCCGCUGCCACUUUUCGUACAAGCUCAUGCGCCGGCGGUCGUGCGCCCGCCACAACUGCUGCCGCCGCCGCCGCCCCCUGGCCCGCCGCCGCCACCACCUGUCGCGCACGCUGUCGUUGCGCGACCGGCGAUUCUACCGCCGCGUCCGCCACCGCCGCCGCCGCCGCCGCCGGUCAUCGGCCGCGUCAAGUCCCUGCCAGUGCUACAUCCGCUUCAGAAUGUGCCGCCGCCGCCGCCGCCGCCGCCGCAAUCGUCUUCUCAACCUGGCCGUACUGCGGAUCAGCUACAGCAGGAUCGGCAGCAGCAGGGCCAGCAAAUCCAGCAGCAUGAGCUCCUUCCGCCACCGCUGCCUCUGCUGCCAUCGCGUCAUCGGGGCACCCUGGUCGGUCCACCGCCGGCUGCCGGCCUCGCCAAGCGCAUGGGCAGCUCCUACGGGGUGCAGCGCUAUCCGAAGGUCAUCGCGCUGCAUCAGGAGCUGCGAAGGGCCCUCAUGGCCGCCGCCCAGCCAGACGGACCGCGAGGGGGGGGAGCCGCCGGAGCCGGCAAAGGAAGUGGCAAUGGCUGGCGGGGCGGCGGAACGGCCGGCGGCGGGUCAGCGGGCUCUGGUCGGCUGGUGGAUGAAAUGAACGCAAAGUCGGCCUACCAGCGGCAGGUGGCAGAGCACGCGGAGAGGUUCCUGCCGCUGCUGUCCGCCUGGGCCGCCCGUAUUGAGUCCUUCGACCCCCCCGCGAUGUCCGCUGUGGUGGAGCUGGUGGAUCUGAUGGACGCCGAGCUGGGGCAGCUGUGUGACGAGGUGGGUACGGGGGCGCAUGAAGGCGCUUGGCUUUCGCUGAGUGUGCCGUGUCCCCGAGUGUAA
Molecule: messenger RNA, 5847 nt
Organism: Volvox carteri f. nagariensis
Lineage: Eukaryota; Viridiplantae; Chlorophyta; Chlorophyceae; Chlamydomonadales; Volvocaceae
Exons: 12
Coding region: 1-5847 (1948 amino acids)
Biological process (GO): actin filament polymerization
Cellular component (GO): actin filament; cytoplasm
Molecular function (GO): microtubule binding; actin binding
Source: RefSeq, a predicted model, not a curated record